Molecule: messenger RNA, 1545 nt
Organism: Lottia gigantea (owl limpet)
Lineage: Eukaryota; Metazoa; Mollusca; Gastropoda; Lottiidae
Exons: 15
Coding region: 64-1545 (493 amino acids)
Biological process (GO): carbohydrate metabolic process
Molecular function (GO): hexosaminidase activity
Source: RefSeq, a predicted model, not a curated record
GCAGCAGAACUGAAAACACUGGCCUACAAACUUACUCAUUGAUCCAGAAUAUAAUUGUAUAUAAUGUGUAGUGAAGUAAAAAUAAUGGAUUCUUCCACAGGACAUAGGUUGGUACAUUUGGAUUUAAAAGGAGCUCCUCCUAAGAUAAGUUACUUCAAACAGAUAUUUCCAAAACUGAGAGAUUGGGGUGCUACUGGUUUGUUAAUAGAAUAUGAAGAUAUGUUUCCCUAUACUGAUCAGUUUCAAGUUCUUAGGUCUCCUGAUUGUUACAGUGUUGAAGAAAUAAAAAAGAUCUUACAAUUAGCAGAACAAAAUAAUUUGAUAGUUAUACCAUUAAUUCAAACUUUCGGCCAUUUUGAGUUUGUUUUAAAACACAAUGAGUUUUCAAGUUUAAGAGAAUUAUCUGAAUAUCCUAUGUCUCUGUGUCCCUCUAAGUAUGAUUCCUUAUCUACAGUGCAAGUUUUAGUUGAUCAAGUGAUGAAACUACACCCAAAUGUAAAAUAUUUUCAUAUGGGAUGUGAUGAAGUAUAUCAUUUAGGACUGUGUGAUGAUUGUAAAAAGAUUAUGGAAAAAGAGAAAUUAGUCGUUGAACAGUUAUUUUUCUCUCAUGUAAAUAGUGUAGCUACAUAUAUAAAAGAUAAAUAUCAUAUAACACCUAUUAUAUGGGAUGAUAUGAUUCGCUUCACAGAUGUCAAUCUUUUAAAACGAUCUGGUCUGGCAGAUUUAGUAGAACCAAUGGUUUGGCAUUAUUUAACCAAAUUUAUGCUGCCUCCUGAUCUCUUUGACAAGCUCUCCAGUGUAUUUUCUAAUAUAUGGUUUGCUAGUGCCUAUAAAGGUGCUACAGGAUCAUCAAUGAUAGUUACCAAUAUAUCAUACCAUAUAGAUAACCAUCUAGCAUGGAUUAAAGUCAUAGAAUGUGAGAGAUCAAAGUUUAAAAAUAUUCAAGGAAUAGCUUUAACAGGUUGGCAAAGAUAUGAUCAUUAUGCCAUAUUAUGUGAGUUGUUACCACAAGCAUUGCCAUGUUUAGCAUUGUGUUUACAGAUCAUACAGAAGGGUGCCUUUACUCCAGAAAUUCAUUCUCAAGUUUCCAAAGAGUUAAAUUUUACUGCCCUGCUUCCAUUAAUACCAUUUCAUAUAAGUGGAAGUGAAUGUUUUGACUGUAAAUUUAGUGGAAGUAAUAUCUAUAUGAAUAUCAUUAAUAUUUAUCAUUUAUCAUCUGAGAUAGACAUGUUAUUAAACAGUACAGGGGUGUUAACAUGGAUGAAUGAUUAUCAUAUAAAGAGAAAUUUCACUAAUCCAAAUCAUAUUCAACCUAUUAUUAAUGAGGCUACAAGGCUAUCGCAAUGUUUAAAAGAUUUUAAGAAGAAAUUAAUAACAGCAUUAAAAGAGGUAUUCUAUGAGAGCACUGUAGAAGAAUUUAUUGGUGUGUAUAUUGAACCAAGAUUGACCAAAUUAACCAAAAUGGUAGAAUCAGGUUCUCAACAGUUACAACAUUUUAAAUCAAAAUCUUUAACUACUUCAUCAGUGGCAAUGACGGUAGAGUGA